UUGAGAUUGACAAAGAACGGAGGAGAAAUCCAACCAAAAAGCUUAAUCGCCUGAUCACUUAUCGAUGGAAAUGGGUGGCAAAAGUCACUUGAGCGAUUAAAGCAAUCAGUGUCGUUGAUAAAAUGAAACAGCUAAUAUUUAAGGGGUUCAAUUUAGACAAAAAAAAGUAAAAUCAUAUUCAUUUUGAACUUUGACCGUAGAAAAUUUAAUUUAAAAUGACAUGAAUGCCAAAAGAAAAUCUAGUAUGUUUGCGCGGUGAAUCGUUCUGUGAGUAUGUGCGAGUGUGUAUUGUGUUAUGUGUGUGUCUGUGUGUGUGGUGUGUUGAGCAACUGCGAAAUAAUGAGCAUACAUCUCUGUGAGUACGCACACCAACAGCACGGUCAUUCAAGCGUUCACACAGACAACUAUACACAUCGAAAAUCGAAGCAAAAAGAGAUGUGUGAGAAGAACAGGCUGGCAGUAGUGUACGAUUGAAGCCGAUUAAACUAACAAAUUUUAAGUGUACAUACAUUUCUUUUUGUAUAUUGUUUGUUCUCGGUUCUUUGGACUCGAUCGAAUCAACAACAAAUAAAGCGAGAAAAAAGAAUUUUUUUUUUUGCCAAAUUCAAAUCGUAUUCGAAGUGUUUCGAAACGAAACCACAUUUAAUAACGAUGGUAAUCACCAAGUGAUUUUUGGUGAAUGAUUGACCAGUGUGAUUUGUUGUGUGAAACUUUUUACGGCCGCAGAAUCGAACGUACUAUACACAAAAAGGGACUGAACACCGAGACCAAAAUUUCGCUUUUUUUUAGUGGAUUGUACAAUUGUGUAUGUUUUUUUUUGUGUGCCCGUGAAAUCGUCGAACCAAUAGGAAAUUCAUCCGAUAUACCGAUCCCAAUGGCUUUGAUAUAGCAACAUUUUUUUUGUGAAUCACCACUUGCGAAUCGUAUGGAAAUUUGUGCGAUUUAACCCGAAAGGAAGCAAAAGUGGGAGAGUUAAGUGUGUGAGAGAAGAGAGAAAAAAGAAAAUAGUUCGACAGGCAGGACGAGUGAAACAAACAUCAAAUAUCGAAUUGCAUUGAAUAUUUGCAUCAAAUACACACACACACACAACGUUGACGCGCGACAUUGUGAACAAUGUUCGGCCGUCGAUAUUGUGAUUGGAAUUUUUAUGAAAUGAAUCAAACGCCGAUCGUCAUUUUAAUUGCUUUAUUUAUUGCAAGUGCAAACAUUCAAAACAUUUCGGUGGUCGCCAACGAGGAACAACAAGCUGACCAACAAUUAGAACCCAUUCGAAAAUAUGCUGUGAUUGGAAGUAAUUUCACCGUUUUAUGUGAAACGGAAUCAAAUGUGCCAUUCAAAUGGAAUAAAGAUGGUGUUAACAUUGCGGAAUCGAAUAAAAGAUUCCAUUUGCGGCUUGAUAACAAUGAGCUACCGCGUCAAAAAUACUCGCUGACAAUUCGAAAAGUUGAAGCAAAUGACACCGGCAUUUACACAUGUGAGCAAUUUGGUCCGAUCGAUGGCGGCGCUGAGCCGAAGAAAAAGCGAUUCUCUGUUGCUGCCGUUAUCCAGCCGCGAAUUGUUGCCAAGAGCGCUGAACGCAUUGAACCCCGAAUUGGUGACAGUGUGCUGUUAUUUUGUGUGAUUGAAGCCCAUCCGUUGGCCGAUUUUGAGAAAACCAUCAAAUGGGUAAAAGAUGACGCAAAUUCCAUUGACAAACGGCCCAUGGCAACAUCUCAUUUUGAUCAAGUAUUCGUCGCAAAUCGCUCCAAGAUCAAUCGUUUGAACGAACAACGAGUAAAUAUUACACUUGAUUUGGCCAAUAUCACAAAAAAGGAUACGGGCCGUUAUUCGUGUAUUGUUGAAGUACCAUACGACGACGAUGAUGAUCAGGUAUUUGACAAUUCUCGACUGGUUAGCGGUUCUUCAGCUGUUUUUGUGCUACAUGCACCACAAGUCAAUUUUGAGACAGUUGAAGCAGUUGGUGCUACUGAAAUCUUUGUUAAUUGGACAACGAACAACGGCAAUUCACCAAUCACAAAGUAUACCGUUCAAUAUAUGAAAGAGGGUGAACCAACAUACCUAUACUACAAAGAACGCCUCAAUGGAAAUAAAACGUCUCAUGUGUUGGAAAAUUUUCAACCAAAUACAACGUACUAUUUAAAAAUUAUGGCUACAAAUAAAAUCGGAUUGGAUAGUCCUGUGUACGAUCACAAAACACCAGUUACAACACUUGCCGUCGAUCCAGUUUUUGUACCAGUGAUUGAAGUUAAAGGCAUGACAACCGAAACAAUAACAAUUGGAUGGCAUCCACCAUCAGCCCAUUUACUGCAAUACAUCCAGUACUAUGAAUUAACGGUUGCUUUAAAGGCGAACGAGUCGAAAAUCAUCGAAGAGGCCGUACAUCCACAAAAUAGCCGCAAUUUACCGUACAUGUUUGACAAUUUAAAAGCCGGCACUGAAUACAUUUUUCGAGUUCGUGCCUGCAAUGAACUGACCAAAAAGUGUGGCAAUUGGUCGGCUAGUGUCACAGGCGCCACAUCCGAUGGCACUGCCAGCAUUCCUACCAACUUGAAAGUACAUUGUAAUGUUACCGAUAGAACGGUCAUAUCCGUGCAAUGGAACGCGCCUCUUCAACGCAACGGAGUGAUCGUAAGCUAUAAUCUUGAAUUGAAUGGCGUUGCAUCGUAUCGGUCGGAGAAAAACCAUGCAUUGCGUAAUGACACCUAUGGUCCAAAAUCAAAAGUAGCUCUUGCACCACAAACAAAAGCCGAAUUCGAAAAUGUGCCAUUCAAUACUGAGUUUACGGUCAAAGUGUCGGCGAUAACACGAAGCAGAAAACCAGGCGCUGUUGCCACUGCAAAAUGCUCAACGCCUCGAUACAUACCGGACUGGAAGCCAAUUCUUUGGGGCAGUGCUCGCUCUGAUGGCAAAUACCUAAUCAAAGUAUACAUGCCGGAAUUGUCCGAGCGAAACGGACCAAUCUGUGGCUAUCGCAUCUAUUUGGUGCGAAUGCCGGAAUAUCUUGGAUUGGAAAGCUACAAACUUCCAGACAUUAAAAAGUUGAAUAUCAGUACUUAUCAUGAGGUGCAUGCAGAGACAAAUUAUCGUGGCGGUGUUUACAUCGCGGAAACACUCUCCACCGAGACCAUCCACAGGGAAGUGAUCUUGGGUGACGGUAAUAAUAACAAUGACGGAUUCCAAGGAGUCCAAAAUGCUGAGUGCCGUAGAUUGCUCAGAGGAUUUGUACCACCAUCGAAGCGUUCAUCAGCAGCAAAUUCAAUUGGAUUGAUGAAAACAACAACAACAACGAAACCAUUGAUUGACGAUGAACCAGAUGAACCAGAUGAACCAGAUGAGAAGGAACCGGAAGAUCCGAAACCCAGUGAAAUACCAAAAACUCGAAAACGUCGAUUCGAUCGAUUGGUUCGUCGUGAGGUUAGCACAAAUGCAAUUGAAGUGGAAAAUCCGGAAACUGGCAAAGCAACAACCACUGCACCCCGAGCUGAGGAAAGUAUUCAAAUUGUCGAUGGAAAUAAUGCUGAAAAUAUCGUUUACGAUGGCCCAUUGGAUUCGGAAAGCAUUUACUCCGGUUACAUUGAAGUGAUUGUGAACAAAGAUGAUAAAAGUGAAGUGUUGACCACAUACAGUGAAUACAUGGAUCCGUUGAACAUGAGUACGGCAAUUGAUUCCGUUCAAGAGGAGAAUCUCUCAAAAAUCUUGAGCAUUUUAACGCAAGUGCUUUGUGGCUUGAUCCUUCUCGUGCUGGUGCUGUUGACCACAUUGUGUGUAAUGCAUCGUGUCAACUCAACGAAACAACAAGGAAACGAUGUGAUCAGUCUGCGUGAUUCGUUGAGCCGUGCAUUCUGUGGCGGACGAAACAAUCAGAGUCGUCGUCAUUUGUUGGGAACAACAGUCCAAAAGCCAACUGACAUCGGGCCAAUUCACCGAGAUGACUUGCUACAAGCAUACAUUAUGCGACACAAAGACACUGACUAUGGAUUUUUACGAGAGUACGAAAUGUUGCCCAAUCGAUUCAAUGAUCGCACAACGAAAAAUUCAGAUGCCAAAGAAAAUGCGGGCAAAAACCGAUAUCCAGAUAUCAAAGCAUAUGAUCAGACGCGAGUGAAACUGUCAGAACGUUUGACAAAUGGAAUGACUUGUGGAACGGAUUAUAUCAACGCAAAUUUUGUCAUCGGCUAUAAAGAGCGCAAGAAGUUCAUCUGUGCCCAAGGACCAAUGGAUAGCACGGUCAAUGAUUUCUGGCGCAUGAUUUGGGAACAACACCUGGAAAUUAUCGUAAUGUUGACAAAUCUUGAGGAGUACAAUAAGGCAAAGUGUGCCAAGUAUUGGCCUGAACAAAUUAAUGAUACUCAGAAAUUUGGAGAAAUUACCGUUGCAUUCACACAUGAACAACGCUACACCGACUAUCUGGUUCGUGAAUUGAAAAUUACUCGAUCCCAUUCAGCACAUAAUAACGUCAAUUCGAACGGAAACGGCGGUUUGAGUAACGGCAGUGUCAGUGGUGACGAAGAAGAGGAACGCCACAUAACUCAAUACCAUUACUUGGUUUGGAAGGAUUUCAUGGCUCCCGAACUUGGAGUGAUUCGAUUCAUUCGCCAAAUUAAUGAUGUUUAUUCGUUGCAACGCGGCCCGAUAUUGAUCCAUUGUUCUGCUGGUGUUGGUCGCACAGGAACACUUGUCGCUUUGGACUCAUUGAUGCAGCAAUUACAAGACGAAAAUCAAGUGUCCAUCUUCAAUACUGUUUACGAUAUGCGUCAUCAGCGAAAUUUCUUAGUUCAAUCAUUGAAACAAUACAUUUUCUUGUACCGUGCAUUGCUUGAUGUCGCUCAGUUCGGAAACACAGAGAUUCAGCUGAAAGAUCUCAAUAGCACCGUCGAACAGCUGAAACAACGAUCAAAUGACAGCCGAGACCAAUGCAAAUUGGAAAUUGAAUUUGAGAGACUCAAUUCCGUGCUGGAUGAAACGAACAAGAGUUGUGCAGUUGGAGCAAGCGAAGAAAAUCGCAACAAAAACCGUAGUGAUAGUGUGAUCCCAUACGAUAGAAAUCGUGUCAUUCUCACACCAAUCGGUCCACAACCAUCCACAUACAUAAAUGCCACCUUUAUGGAGGGCUAUGAUAAUUCGGAAUCAUUUAUCAUAACGCAAGACCCUCUCGAAGAGACGAUAGGUGAUUUCUGGCGGAUGCUUUCCGAACAAAGCAUCAGUACGAUCGUAAUGAUUUCAGAAAUCGGUGAUGGACCACGUAAAUGCCCACGUUAUUGGGCUGACGAUGAAGUCGAAUACGAUCACAUUCUAGUGAAAUAUAUGCAAAGUGAAUCGUGUCCAUAUUACACUCGGCGCGAAUUCAAUGUUACCAAUUUCAAGAUAAAAGAUACAAUUAAAGUGACUCAAUUCCAAUACAAUGGAUGGCCAACGGUGGAAGGUGAAGUACCCGAAGUGACCCGUGGUAUGCUUGAACUAGUCGAUCAAACACUAGCAUUACAUGAAAAUCCCACAUAUGUAUCUAGCCCCAUUGUGGUGCACUGCAGUCUUGGUACUGAUCGUAGUUCAAUAUUUGUGACACUGUGCAUAUUGGUGCAGCAACUGCGAUUGGAAAAGAAGGUCGAUGUCUGUACGGUUGUGCGAAAAUUACGUAGUCAGCGUAGUCAGUUCCUCAGCACAUAUGCACAAUACGAGUUCGUUUAUAGAGCUAUAGCAAAUUAUGCCGAUUUGCAUAAAUCAGACUUGGACUCAUCGCCAUCACCAUCCGUCAAGACCAACUCCUAGACGAAGUUGUGAAAUAGUGACGAAAAUAUUGUUUGAAAAAAGAAAAUCAUAUGUGAAGUUGUGUAAAUGUGUUUUUAAAGAAAUAAUAUGAAAGGCCACCUGGGCCAAUUAUAUCGGAUUACAAAAAGGACAAACCAAAUUAUUAUAAAACUGUGAAAUGGUUUUACUCAUCUAUGAAAUUUGUAAAAAAAAGAGACAUAGGAAAUGCGCCACGGUGGCAAAUGUGACAGUCGAAGAAGGUGUGAGUAGUCUCUCUGAAUUGUUCUAUUUGUAAAAUCUCACCCAUCUCUUAUUUUAUGUGGAUUACCAAGGGUCAUAACAUGGCUCAGUCAUUCAAUUUGGACUGUAAAUUCGAUUUUGAUUUACUGUUCGCGUUGAACUUCUUUGUUUCAAUUUCUUGUCACAACGUUCUAGUUACGGGAAACAUUUUGGCCCAAUCUAGCAGAAAAAGAAAAGCGUUUUCCCUCUGUAAAUAAUGCAAACCAAUUAUUGCAAAAUAAACUAUUCGACAGCAUAUGACAUAUUCACAAAAUACUACAUAGAAAAAUAAGACAAUGACAUGAAAUUAAAAAAAAAAUGUAGUCUGUUUCCAAAUAACUACGCAUAAUUAUAAUCAAUGAUUAUGACUCUAUUAUUUGUCAUAAGUGACCGUAAUAUAUAAUUGAAAGAAAACAAAAAAAUAUGAUUAUUUUAAAGAGGAUAAGAGCAUGUUUUUGUCAUAUGUAUUAAUUUAGAAAACGAAUCGAAAUUAAAUACCAAUUUGCCAUAUUAGUCAUAGAAAUAAAGCAACCAACAUGUUAUGUUUUCUU
This is a messenger RNA of Sitodiplosis mosellana (orange wheat blossom midge), 6575 nucleotides long. It is a transcript of the gene Ptp69D, whose product is annotated as tyrosine-protein phosphatase 69D. Gene Ontology annotation, biological process: protein dephosphorylation. Lineage: Eukaryota; Metazoa; Arthropoda; Insecta; Diptera; Cecidomyiidae. The coding region runs from base 1114 to 5766 and encodes 1550 amino acids. Gene Ontology annotation, molecular function: protein binding; protein tyrosine phosphatase activity. The record is from RefSeq and is a predicted model, not a curated record. The transcript is spliced from 13 exons.